CUACCACUGCUUGAAGAUAACAUUGGAGUAACUGUUGAAACUUAGUGGAGCAGAAGACAGUCCUUUCGUCUCACUUCUUUUUGUUUCCCUGCUACUGUGAGCAUUACUGGAACGACUGAAAAACUUGCAAAAUAAAAUGAACAUGCUGUGGUCUUGAACAUAAUUUUAUUUUUCUUUUCCUGAGGAAAAGUUAAAGUGGCAGAGUACCAGCCAGAAUGGCAUCCAGGGAGAGGCUCUUUGAACUCUGGAUGCUUUAUUGUACAAAGAAAGAUCCAGAUUACCUGAAAUUAUGGUUGGACAGUUUUGUUUCCAGUUAUGAACAAUUCUUAGAUGUUGACUUUGAGAAACUGCCUACCAGAGUAGAUGAUGUGCCUCCCGGAAUAUCUCUGCUUCCUGAUAAUAUUCUUCAAGUUCUGAGGAUCCAGCUGCUACAGUGUGUGCAGAAAAUGGCAGAUGGAUUAGAGGAACAACAACAGGCUUUGUCAAUUUUGUUGGUCAAAUUCUUCAUUAUUCUUUGCAGAAAUUUAUCUAAUGUGGAAGAAAUUGGGACUUGCUCUUAUAUCAAUCAUGUUAUCACCAUAACAACAUUCUAUGUACAGCAAUUGAAAAGCAAAAAAAAGGAAAAGGAAAUGGCUGAUCAUACAUCAAUUGAAGAGUUUGUAAUCCAUGCAUUGGCAUUUUGUGAAAGUUUAUAUGAUCCGUAUCGGAACUGGAGACAUAGAAUUUCAGGGCGAAUCCUUAGUACUGUGGAAAAGAGCAGACAGAAAUAUAAACCAGCUUCUCUCACAGUAGAGUUUGUCCCCUUCUUUUAUCAAUGUUUUCAGGAAAGUGAACAUCUCAAGGAAAGUCUUAAGUGUUGCUUAUUGCAUCUCUUUGGAGCUAUUGUAGCUGGUGGGCAGAAGAAUGCUUUGCAAGCAAUUUCUCCAGCCACCAUGGAAGUUCUUAUGCGUGUUUUGGCAGAUUGUGAUUCUUGGGAGGAUGGAGAUCCUGAAGAAGUGGGAAGGAAAGUAGAACUAACUCUAAAGUGCCUUACAGAAGUGGUACAUAUCCUUCUGAAUAGCAGCUCUGAUCAACGUCAAGUGGAAACCAGUACUAUUCUGGAGAACUAUUUUAAAUUGUUAAAUUCAGAUCAUUCAGCUUUACCUAAUCAGCGGAGGUCCAGGCAGUGGGAAGUGCGGUUCAUAGCACUCCAAAUCAAGAUGCUGAAUACCAUUACAGCCAUGUUAGAUUGCACUGAUAGACCCGUUCUUCAGGCCAUUUUUCUUAACAGUAAUUGCUUUGAACAUCUCAUACGACUACUACAGAACUGCAAGAUGUUUCAGGGGCAGUUGGAUUGUUUGGCUGUAUCAACCAUUCAGGCUCUAACAGCAGUGAUGAACAAAUCUCCAGCUGCUAAGGAAGUUUUUAAAGAAAGAAUUGGUUAUACACAUAUGUUUGAAGUACUAAAAUCCUUGGGUCAGCCACCAGUGGAACUACUUAAAGAACUUAUGAAUAUGGCUGUAGAAGGUGACCACACUUCAGUUGGUAUUUUGGGCAUUAGUAAUGUCCAACCUCUGUUGCUUCUUAUCCAGUGGCUUCCAGAGCUAGAAUCUCAUGAUCUGCAAAUCUUCAUCUCUGAUUGGCUCAAAAGGAUUUGUUGUAUUAACAGACAAAGUCGAACUACUUGUGUCAAUGCAAACAUGGGAAUUCGUAUCAUUGAAGCCCUUGAUUCCCAUUCUUCCCUUCACCGUGUUUGUGCUGAGAACUUGAUUGCACUCCAUAGUUCAUUGGGGAGUCAGUCAGUGAGCUCAGAAGAAAUCCGUCGGUUAUUAAGAUUGCUAAGAGUAGAUGAAUCUGAACACAUUCAUCCGUAUACCAUUCCUGUAACACGAGCAAUCCUGACAAUGGCUCGGAAACAAAGUCUGGAGAACGCACUGCAGUAUUUUAACUUGUCACAUAGUAUGGCAGGAAUCUCUGUGCCCUCCAUACAGAAGUGGCCAGGGUCUGCCUUUUCCUUCAAUGCUUGGUUUUGCUUAGAUCAAGAUCAGUUGACUCUUGGCAUGGCUAACAAAGGAGGAAAAAGAAAACAAUUGUACAGUUUUUUUACAGGAAGUGGUAUAGGUUUUGAAGCUUUCAUUACCCAUUCAGGUACGUUGGUCGUAGCAGUUUGUACCAAAAGAGAAUAUGCUACAGUUAUGCUUCCUGACCACAGUUUCUGUGAUUCACUUUGGCACAAUAUAACCAUUGUUCAUAUGCCUGGAAAAAGACCCUUUGGUCAAAGUCUUGUCUAUAUAUAUGACAAUGGACAACAGAAAGUCUCUGCCCCUCUUAGAUUUCCUGCCAUGAAUGAACCUUUUAUUUCCUGUUGUAUUGGUUCUGCUGGGCAAAGAACCACAACUCCUCCACCAUCCCAAAUCCCAGAUCCACCUUUCUCUUCUCCUGUCAUUCCUCAUCGGGCUUCAUUUGGCGGAAUCUUGUCACCAUCUUCCUGGGGAGGAACUAGUGAAAAAUCAAAAUUGAUUACCAAAUUGAUAUCAGCUGGAACCCAAGACAGUGAAUGGGGCUGUCCCACAUCUUUGGAAGGUCAGCUCGGAUCUGUCACCAUCUUCUCUGAAGCACUACAGCCUUCUCAGGUGAAGGCAUUAUAUUUAGCAGGUCCAAACUGUUUAAGCCCUUGGAAGUGUCAAGACUCUGACAUGGCUGACCUUCCUGGCAGUGUUCUCCUUCACUACACACCAAAGGCCUGCAAAAGCCCAAUCUGUCUUGAUUUAUCAACUAAUUGUUUACAUGGAAGGUUAACAGGAAACAAAGUAGUAAACUGGGACAUUAAGGAUGUUAUAAAUUGCAUAGGUGGAUUAAAUGUACUUUUUCCUUUAUUGGAACAAAUCAGCCACUGCAAUGAAGGACAGAUUCCUGAUGGAAUGAAUGAAAGUACAGUUUCUGAAUUGGUAACACCGGUAGAAGGAGACUGGGUGGUAUUGACUUCAACAAAGACAUCAGAGUCAAGACUAGAAAGAAAUUUAGUUGCAACAUUUAUUUUGAUUGUGAAGCACUUUAUUCAGAGGCAUCCUAUCAACCAGGACAAUCUUAUUCACUCCCAUGGAGUUGCCACUCUUGGUGUUCUACUUCAGAAGGUGCCAAGCACCUUGAUGGAUGUAAAUGUAUUGAUGGCAAUUCAAAUAUUAAUUGAGCAGAUAUCAUUAGAGAAAAAUAUUCAGCUCUUACAACAAAUGUAUCAGUAUUUACUCUUUGAUUUUCAUAUUUGGAACCGUGGAGAUUUCCCUGUUCGAAUUGGUCACAUACAAUAUCUUUCCACCAUCAUCAAAGACAGCAGAAGAGUUUUUCGAAAGAAAUACGGCAUUCAGUUUCUCCUAGAUACACUUAGGAUUUAUUAUGGGAGUGAUUGUAAAUAUAAUGAAUUGUCUCUAGAUGAUAUUCGAACAAUAAGGACAUCUUUAUAUGGACUAAUUAAGUAUUUUCUGAGCAAAGGUGGUACUCAUGAAGAAAUACAAAGUAUUAUGGGAUACAUAGCUGCUACCAAUGAAGAAGAGCAGCUAUUUGGAAUUUUGGAUGUACUCUUCAGUCUACUACGUACCAGCCCAACUAGAGGUCAGCUUUUCUUACUGCUGUUUGAACCAGGAAAUGCUGAUAUACUUUAUGCUUUGCUCUUAAAUCAGAAGUAUUCUGACAAACUGAGAGAAAUAAUUUUCAAGGUUAUGGAACAAAUGUUGAAAUGCACGAAUGUUUAUGAGCGAAGUAAGCAACGUAUUCGACUCAGAGAAGUUGGCUACUCAGGCUUAGGACUUCUCCUUAAUGAAACACCUAUUAAUACUUCUCUCAUUAAAAACCUCACCAAUCAAAUCUUAAAUACAGAUCCUGUUAUUAAUUUCAAAGAUCUAUUAUCUGUUGUAUAUAUAUCUCACCGAACAUAUAUAAAUGUCAGAGUAGUCAUCUGCAGAAAGAUAUUACAGAUUCUACAUUCUCAAGUAGAUGCAGCAUAUCAAAUAACACAGCAAGUGGGUUGGCAAGACACCUUUGUUAGGCUUUUUUUAAAAGCCAGUUUUGAAAAUGGGAAUACUCAUAAUAAGGACAACAGGACUGCUUUAAUGAAAGACAAUGACAAAAAUAUUUCAGCUGACGAUAUCAAGAGGAACUUUGAUGAAAAAACUGAUGAGGAAAAGAUCAGCUCUCUUGCUUCAACCAAUAUGUCUUCAGAUCAGUGGAGUUUGGAGGAUAGACACUCUCUAGACUCUAACACACAAUUCUUUCAAGAAGAUAGCUCUGUAGGAGAAUUAUCUUUCAAAUCAGAGAAUCAAGAAGACCUCUGGCAAUGUAAUCCAUCACAUUUGAGUUUAGAUUUCAGUGGAAUUGAUUCAUGUGAACUGAAUGAGAGUGGAAGUCACAUGCCAGACAGCCUGCCAAGCACUCCAUCCCCAGUAGAGUCAACGAAAUCAUUUUAUGUGCAAUCUGACAAAGAAAGUGGUAGCACAAAUGAUACGGGCUUCAGUGAUGACUUCUCUUUAUUUGAAAGCCAAGAGAGAUGUGAGGAGGAACUUCUUCAAUUACUGACAGAUAUUUUGAGCUAUGUAAUAUGUAAGGGACUUGAAAAGUCUGAUGAUGAUACUUGGAUUGAAAGAGGACAAGUGUUUUCUGCACUAACCAAACCAGGAAUAUCAAGUGAGCUGCUUCGACCUUCAGAUGAAAUAAAACUAAUAGGGCAGUCUUUUGAUAAAAUUACUUCUCUAAAGGAUUUAAGAUUCUUGAAGAUAAUAGGAUUCUGUAACAGUGGCACACCAGAGAAAGAUAAUCUGUUCUUCAACAAAUGCUCUCUUUUAGAGGAUUUAAUGCUACUCUUCGACUGUCUGUCAGUUUGGUAUGCUGAAAGCCCUGAAUGGGUAAAACUCUCUCAAAUUCAGAUCCAGUUGCUUCUAGGAUUCAUUGAAAAGGGUAAUUUACAGGUUUGUGCAGCGGCAUCAGCAAAGCUAAAUACACUCCUUCAGACCAAAAUGAUUGAAAAUCAGAAUGAGGCAUGUUAUAUUUUAGGGAAGCUAGAAAGUGUUCUAAGUCAAUCAAUCAAGGAACAAACUGAAAUUUACUCAUUCCUAAUUCCCCUUGUUCGUACCCUGGUUUCCAAAAUUUAUGAACUUCUCUUUAUGAACUUGCACCUACCUUCUUUACCUCUUACCAGUGGCAGCUCCUCAUUUUUUGAAGAUUUUCAAGAAUAUUGCAAUUCAAGUGAAUGGCAAGUUUACAUAGAAAAAUAUAUUGUACCUUAUAUGAAUCAGUAUGAAAUCCAUACAUUUUAUGAUGGUCGUGAGAACAUUGCACUUUAUUGGAAAGAUUGUUAUGAAGCCUUAAUGAUAAAUAUGCAUAAGCGAGACCGUGAAGGCGGAGAAAGCAAACUGAAAUUUCAGGAUUCUUUUGUGGGACCUUUUAAUCGAAAAGCACGCCAAGAAAGCAUGAGAUAUAAUAAUAUGCUUAAACAAGUUAGCAGUCAACAGUUAGCUACCCUGAGAUGCUGGAAGGCAAUACAGCUCUACCUUACUAGUGAGAGAGGACCUUGGGCUGAAAGGAAGGAGAGUCCAAUUCACUGGAAACUAUCUAAUGUGGAAAAUUAUUCCCGUAUGAGACUUAAAUUGGUGCCAAAUUAUAAUUUCAAACCCCAUGAGGAAGCUAGUGCCUUGAGAGAUAAUCUAGGUGUCCAGCACUCACAACCGUCCAGUGAAUCCUUGCUUUUGGAAGUUGUAAAACAAGUAAAAGUUAACGAUAUGGAGGAAGAUAAAUUAGACCUUCUAGAAGAUGACAUAACAACCAGAGGAAAUAUUGAUGAGAAAGAAGAACAAGAUCAAAAAGAAAAACUAUUACUGACAGAAGACUGUGAACUCAUUACAGUAAUAGAUGUAAUUCCUGGUAGAUUAGAAAUCACUACUCACCACAUUUACUUCUAUGAUGGGAGCAUUGAAAAAGAAGAUGGAAUAGGUUUUGAUUUCAAGUGGCCUCACACUCAGGUGCGAGAGAUUCACUUACGGCGAUACAAUUUAAGGAGGUCAGCCCUUGAACUAUUUCAUGUUGACCAAUCCAACUACUUUCUCAAUUUCAAAAAAGAGGUUAGAAACAGAGUAUAUAGCAGACUAUUGUCACUUCAUUCUCCAAACACUUAUGGAACCAGAUCACCACAGGAGGUAUUUAAGGCCUCAGGAUUAACACAGAAAUGGGUGAACAGAGAGAUAUCAAAUUUUGACUACCUCAUUCAAAUAAAUACAAUUGCAGGACGAACCUAUAAUGACCUUGCACAAUAUCCUGUGUUUCCCUGGAUUUUACAAGACUAUACUUCGGAAGAAUUGGAUCUUAAUAACCCAGCUGUAUUUCGAGAUCUUUCCAAACCAAUUGGUGUUGUUAAUGAUAAAAAUGCCAAAGCUAUGCGAGAAAAAUACGAAAAUUUUGAAGAUCCCAUGGGAACUAUUGAUAAGUUUCAUUAUGGCACUCACUAUUCAAAUUCUGCAGGCGUCAUGCAUUACCUUAUUCGCGUGGAACCAUUCACCACCCUUCACAUCCAGCUUCAGAGUGGAAGGUUUGACUGUGCAGACCGGCAAUUCCAUUCCAUCCCUGCUACUUGGCAGGCGCUCAUGGACAAUCCAUAUGAUGUGAAAGAGCUUAUUCCUGAAUUCUUCUAUUUUCCAGAGUUUUUGGAGAAUCAAAAUCAAUUUAAUUUGGGCUGUCUACAAGCUUCUAAAGAAGUAGUGAAUGAUGUCAUUCUCCCCAAAUGGGCUAAGUCAGCUGAAGAUUUCAUCCACAAACAUAGGAGAGCUCUGGAAUCUGAGUAUGUUUCUGCUCAUCUUCAUGAAUGGAUAGAUUUGAUUUUUGGCUAUAAACAGAGGGGACCAGCUGCAGUAGAGGCUCUCAACGUUUUCUAUUACUGUAGUUAUGAAGGAGCUGUGGAUCUAGAUGCCUUAACAGAUGAGAAAGAAAGAAAAGCCUUAGAAGGGAUGAUUAAUAAUUUUGGGCAGACACCUUGUCAACUGUUAAAGGAACCACACCCUCCGAGGUUAUCGGCAGAGGAGGCAGUGCAGAAGCAGACCCGAACAGACACUUCAACCUUAAACCUGUUUCAGCACCUCCCUGAACUAAAGUCAUUUUUCAUAGAGGGAAUUAGUGAUGGUAUUCCACUAGUAAAAGCCAUUGUUCCCAAAAAUCAAUCUCGCUCUUUUAUGUCUCAAGGCAGUCCCGAGUUAUUGAUAACAAUAAGUAUGAAUAACGUUAUUGGAACGCAUGGCUGGUUGCCUUAUGACAGAAACAUUUCUAAUUACUUUACAUUCAUCAAAGAUCAAUCUGUGACAAAUCCAAAAACGCAGCGUUGUAUGAAUGGCCCUUUUGCUCCAGGACUGGAAAUAACGUCUAAGCUAUUUGUAGUAUCACAUGAUGCAAAAUUGCUCUUCAGUGCCGGACAUUGGGAUAAUAGCAUUCAAGUGAUGUCACUAACAAAAGGCAAAAUUAUCUCACACAAUAUCAGACAUAUGGAUAUUGUGACUUGCUUAGCUACAGACUAUUGUGGGAUACAUUUGAUUUCUGGUUCCAGAGAUACGACAUGUAUGAUAUGGCAAAUAAUACAGCAGGGAGGUGUUCCUGUGGGCUUAGCAUCUAAACCUUUUCAGAUUCUGUAUGGACACACUGAUGAGGUAUUGAGUGUUGGUAUCAGCACUGAAUUAGACAUGGCAGUAUCAGGAUCAAGGGAUGGCACUGUGAUUAUACAUACCAUUCAGAAAGGACAAUACCUGAGGACUUUACGGCCACCUAGUGAGAGUUCUCUGCUCCUGACCAUUCGCAAUUUGGCUAUAUCUUGGGAAGGACAUAUUGUGAUCUACUCUAGCAUUGAAGAAAAAACCAACAUGAAGGAUAAAAAUACAUUGCAUCUGUUUUCUGUAAAUGGCAGAUACUUAAGAUCUCAAAUCCUUCAAGAACAAGUAUCAGAUAUAUGUAUAGUUGGAGAACAUGUUGUCACAGGCAGUUUACAAGGAUUCCUGUCUAUAAGAGAUCUCCACAGUUUAAAUCUCAGCAUCAACCCAUUAACUAUGAGAUUGCCUAUUCACUGUGUUUGUGUAACCAAAGACUACAGUCAUAUUCUUGUAGGAUUAGAAGAUGGCAAAUUGAUUGUAGUGGGAGUUGGCAAGCCAGCUGAGAUGCGUUCAGGUCAGCUUUCUCGAAAAUUAUGGGGAUCUAGCAAGCGCCUCAGCCAGAUUUCAGCUGGAGAAACUGAAUAUAAUACUCAAGAUUCUAAGUGAUUGUUAUCUCUAUCUUCUGUCAUGGAUAAAUCUUGAUUUAUUAUUUUGUCACCUUAACCACAUCUCUCAACUAUCUGGAAUGUUUCAGAAUUAUUAUCUCUGGAAAUCAGUUAAGGAUUAUAAAAUUUGCUAUGAUGUGUUUAUAAA
This is a messenger RNA of Elephantulus edwardii (Cape elephant shrew), 8405 nucleotides long. It is a transcript of the gene NBEAL1, whose product is annotated as neurobeachin-like 1. The record is from RefSeq and is a predicted model, not a curated record. Gene Ontology annotation, biological process: intracellular protein localization. The coding region runs from base 216 to 8258 and encodes 2680 amino acids. Gene Ontology annotation, cellular component: membrane; cytosol. Gene Ontology annotation, molecular function: protein kinase binding. NCBI's taxonomy places the organism in Eukaryota, Metazoa, Chordata, Mammalia, Macroscelidea, Macroscelididae. The transcript is spliced from 54 exons.